CCCCUAACUUUGGGGCAACUGUACUAUGGAUGGGGCGUGAUAACAACUGUAGAUGCUCCAUUAAGAAUCCCAGUCUCCAGUGACUGUAACAAAAUGAUAGCCUUCAACAUGUUAUGGAAGAUCUGUCUAGUAUCGGCAUACGGGUUCUGUGUUACGGCCACUUCUACUGAUGUAGCCCAGGAACAAUCCAAGAAGGAGUCUUUCUUAAGCAGAUUUUUCAAUAAGAAAGAGGAACAUGGCACUGAACCUGUGGAAGUACUGCAAUAAGAGAUUACCAAGGCACAAGAAAACACUGAGGCAGCAGAGCCACCCAAGUACUCUGUUGAAUGGUAUCUGUUACCAAAGCCGGAAAAUAGAAAACAUCUUCUGGACAGGUUGCCAUGGCCUUUGGCCAUGAAUGUGCCAAAUAACUCUAGCAAAGCAAUAUUGCCCGUGGUAGAAAAACGUAUUAGGAAGUUUAUUUCAUUGAGUGAGAAAAGUCAGAGUUUGAGACGUGCACAUUAUUCUGGUCUCCUUUGGUAAAUCACCAAUCUUGGACUACCUUAAUGAAAACGAAGUUAUUAUAAUGUCAGUUUAU
Molecule: messenger RNA, 577 nt
Organism: Babesia bovis T2Bo
Lineage: Eukaryota; Apicomplexa; Aconoidasida; Piroplasmida; Babesiidae
Exons: 1
Coding region: 94-267 (57 amino acids)
Source: RefSeq, a predicted model, not a curated record